AUGGCUCCCCCCGCUGGUGAGACUGUGACGAUCUCGAUCCGACGUCCCAUUGACGACCCCAUCUACCUGGCCGGCACCUUCUCCAACCCCCAAUGGGAACCCGUCGAGCUCAGCUCCAAGCCUGUCGACACCGAACCCGAUGAGGACGGACUUAUCUCCACCGAAUAUCUCUUCUGGCACGAUCUGACCCUGCCUCCCGGCCAACAUCAGUACAGAUUCCGUGAGGGGAAAAAGGGCCCGUGGUUUCAUGAUGAAGCUGUAAAGCAUGUACCGGGCGAGGGUGGCCUCGUCAACGUGCUUACUGUUGGGGAGAAGGAGUCCGCGGCCGAUGCUGUUCAGCCCGUUGUGGAGAACGAUGUCAGCGAGAAGACGGAAGAGACUGUGUCGGAGGGCGCUACGCCCAAGGAGAACGGGGUCAAUGGAGUCGCCGAGCACGACACAUCUGCGCAGGAGUCUACGCCCGAGGAGCACCAGCCUGAGCCUCUCGCCACUCAAAAAGAGACCGAGCUGGAGGAGCCUGUCACUAACGGCAGCACCGCGACCCCUGAGGUCAAUGGCACCGAGACUGUGGAGCAGCCCUCGGAAGAAAAGCCUACAGUCACUGCGAACGCCCCCGAAACCGUGGAAGAGAAGCCCGCCGAAGCCGAGACAACCUCUGAGAAGGAAGAAGCCGCCGCCACUGAGACUCAAGAAGCUCCAGUCAUCACUGAAUUUGCCGAAGCCGCCACAGACGCCGACAGGGACCAAACCAAGGAAGAAGAGCCGGCCAAUGCUGUUGAGAGCGCCCCAGAAACCGACAGCAAGGCAGCUGAAGAGCCUCAGACGGAGAAGGUCGCUGACGAGCCCGUGUCCAAGGUUGAAGAGCCUGCUACCGAGAGUGCGGCUGUAGAGACUGCCGCGGAGGAAACCCCUGCAGUGGAAGCCGUCUCGGAGAAGCCUGCUGAGACCGAGCCCGUUGCGACUGAGACUGAGGAAUCGACCGCCCAAGAGCCCGUCGAGGAGCAGCCCGUCAAGGAGGUGGAGGCAACUGAGGCCGCGGUGGUCGAGUCCACGGAAGAGGCUGUUAAGGAGGAACCCGUGACACAAGAGCCAUCCGAGUCUGCUGUUCCUGUCGAGUCCACGACUGAACCCAGCGCUGCGGCCAAGGAGCUGCUCGAGGAUAGCAAGACCCAACAACCUCUCGAAGUUGCUGCUCCUGCAAUUUCUGCUGAGGAGUCUGUCGCUCACGAGGCUUCCGAGAACUCCGAGGAGACCCCUGCUGUUGAGACCCCUGCUGUUGAGACUUCUGCUCAGGAGCCUGCCAAGGAGGAGCUUCUCACGGAAGAGCCUGUGAAGGAGGAACCCGUCAAGGAGGAGUCCGUUGCCGAGCCUAGCACCGAAAACUUUACGGAAGAGCCUGUUGUCACCGAGACGCCAUCGGAGGCGGUUUCUGCUCAAGAAUCGACUGAGACGCCUGCCACCGAGGGUGCCGAAGCCGAGCAAGCCGCGGAGGAACCUACCGAGACCCAGAUCGCAGAGACUUCUGCCAUUGAGCCUCUUCCUGAAGUGGCUUCUACCGAGGCGGGCGAGAAGGAAGAGCCUGUUGCGGAGCCAGUCACCGAGAAGUCUCCCGAGAUUGCUGCUGAGGUUGCGCCAGUGGAAGCCGCCGCCGAAACCACGACCGUUGAUGAGUCCAUGGCUGAAGAAUCCGUGCCUGAGGAGAAGCCUGUAGAGGAGGCUGUCACUGAAGCCCCGGCUGAGGUAGCCGCCACUGAAGCUUCUGAGCCCGCCAAGGAGCCUGUCGCUGACGAGCCUACUCCUGAGGUCUCUCAUGCUGAAUCUGUGGAGGAGCCGAAGGAGACCACGGUUGUUGAUGACAAGGUGAUGGAAGUGAACGCCGUUGGGGAGCCAAUGGAGCCACCUGUGGAAGCCGCCAACGAACCAGGCCAGACCGAAGCCGCUGCCGAGGAACCUACUUUGGAAGGCGCAACCGCCGAAGCCACUACUCAGGAGGAGCCUGCUCAUCAAGAGACCGUUGCGGAGGAGCCGGUUGCUGAGACUUCUGCUGAAGCCACUACCCCCGAAGCCUCUGCUCCCGAGAUCGUUCAAGAGCCUUCUGAGAAGGAAAUUGUCACUGAGGAGCCAGCCGUGGAGAACUCUGAAGAGGCUGUUGUGGAAGAGCCGGUUGUUGAGGAGCCUGCCGUUGAAGUCCCUGUUGAGGUGGAAAGCGUGAAGGAACCUGCUGUUGAGCCCACCCAAGAGCAGACCGUGGAGGAGCCUGUGGCUGAGAAGCCGGUUGCCGAAACUUCAGUGGAAGAGCCUGUCAAGGAGGAAUCUGUUGUUGAAGCUCCUGCUACUGAAGCGCCCGCAGUUGAGGAGCUACCUGCUGAGACCACUUCUGAAAAGGCGACAGAAGAGCCUGCUGUUGAGGAGGCAGUUGCUGACGCAGUUGUUGCUGAGGUUACUGAAGAGCCAGCUACCAAGGAGGAAUCCGCCGUCGAGGAAUCCGCCGUCGACCCGACUAUCGAGAAGGCCUCCGGAGAGCCUGCCAUUGAGCAACCAGUCGCCGAAACCACCCUUGAGAAGGAGAUUGAGAAGGAGCUCACAACGGAGGAAGAGCCAGCUGUUGAGGCCACUCCUGAGGUUACUCACGAAGAAGUUUCGGAGGAAUCCAUCGCCGAGACUCCUGCUAUGGAAGAACGCAUUGCUCAAGAACCUGUUGCUGAGCCGAUCGUUGCUGAGGUUGCUGAGACUGUCAAAGAGCCUUCGGCUGAUGCAGUGACUGCGGAAGAGCCUGUAGCAGAGGCCAUUGUUGCCGAGACUGCCAAGGCCGUUGAAGAGCCUACUCAGGAGACCCCCGUUGCUGAGGAGCCAACUCCCGAAGCUCCCACCGUGGAGGAAGUUGCUGAGCAGGAAAAGAUUGUCGAGGAGCCCGUCGCUGAGGCCACUGAAGAGCCCGCUUCUUCCACUGAGCAGCCAGCUCCCGAGACUUCUGCUCCCGAGGAACCCGCCGAGGAGACGCCUGCUGUCGACACUACUGCCACCGAGACUACCGAAGAGAAAGCUCAGGAGGAGCCUACCGUCGGUGACGAAGAGCCCGUGGUGGAAGCCGCCGCUGCUGAGGAACCCGUUACCGAACAGCCUACCGUCGAAGAGCCCGCCCAAGCCGAACCAGCUGCCGCUGAGCCCGUGACUGAGAAUGUUGUUGAAGCUGCAGAGACCGUUCAGGAGCCUGUUGCGGAAGAGCCUGUCACCGAAAAGGUUGCCGAAGUCGCGGAGCCCACUCAGGAGGAGCCUGUCGCCGAGGAAUCUGCCCAACCCGAGCCAGCUGCUGCCGAGAAGGUCACUGAGGAGAUUGCUGAAGUUGCGGAGCCCGCUCAGGAGAAAUCAGCUGUGGAGGAGCAAGCGCCCGAGGUUCUUGUCACCGAGGAGCCCACCGCAUCCGAGCCAGUGACUGAGGAGGCUGUCGCUGCUGAAGAGGUUGCUCCUGUUGCGGAGGCGCCCGCCGAAGAGACUCAAGAAGAGCCCAAGGAGGCCCCUGUUGUCGAGGAGACUCCCGCUGUGGAGGAGAGCGUUGUUCCAGAGGUCGCCCUCGAGAAGUCUCACGAGGAGCCCAAGGAGGCACCUGUUGUUGAGGAGGUUCCUGCUGUGGAGGAAACCCCUGCUGUCGAGGAGACUCCUGCUGUCGAGGAGACUCCUGCUGUCGAGGAGACUCCUGCUGUCGAGGAGACUCCUGCUGUCGAGGAGACUCCUGCUGUCGAGGAGACUCCUGCUGUCGAGGAGACUUCCUGCU
Aspergillus aculeatus ATCC 16872 is the source of this 3772-nucleotide messenger RNA. RefSeq names its product PT repeat family protein. The record is from RefSeq and is a predicted model, not a curated record. NCBI's taxonomy places the organism in Eukaryota, Fungi, Ascomycota, Eurotiomycetes, Eurotiales, Aspergillaceae. The transcript is spliced from 2 exons. The annotation marks the transcript as partial.